Molecule: messenger RNA, 1131 nt
Organism: Nicotiana tabacum (common tobacco)
Lineage: Eukaryota; Viridiplantae; Streptophyta; Magnoliopsida; Solanales; Solanaceae
Product: F-box protein At5g07610-like
Source: RefSeq, a predicted model, not a curated record
AUGUGCGAGUUUUCAAUCGCUGCCAAGCUUCGCAUCUCCGCCCAUUUUCUCGCACAUGUGCGUUCGCAAGUGCACCUAAAGUUCCGCACCUGCGGUGGCAGACCUGCUCCUCAGCUUCGCACUUGCGGCUGCCCAUGCGCAAGUGCGAUCAUACCAGAAGUUGUGGAAGCUUCAGCUCUCCUUCAAAAUUCCAAAAUUGAUCUGAGCCUCGUCCGGUUAACACUGGGGCCCGGGGGGGCCGUCCGAACAAACCAACAGUCUUGCAAUGGACUUUUGCUUUGCUCUACCAAACAUAAUCGAUUCACAUUUAAUGAGGAUUACUAUAUAUUCAACCCGACUACUCAACAAUUCAUCACACUUCCUAGACCAGGAGGAGAUGUUAUAGGGAUGAGUUUAGCCUUUGAUCCGUGGAAAUCGCCUCAUUACAAAGUCAUCUGUCUCCGAAUAUCUGAACUGGAACCUGAGAACCAGAUUGAGAUUUACUCAUCUGAAACUAAGAAAUGGAGAGUUUCUGGUCCAUCUUUCCCUAAACGUUACGAUAUAAGUUUCAGACAUGGACUAGUUUACUGGAAUGGAGCCAUUUAUGUGUCAUGUAACAAACGUUUCAAUUUGGAACAAGAGAAGUUUGAAGAAUUUCCUAUGCCUAAUUGCUUUGAUGGACAAGAGUGGGAUAAAGAGGAUCAUAGGAUUGUCUAUUUUGGAGAGUCUUAUGGCCAUUUGCACUUAAUACAAGUGAGUCACCAGAAACUAACUUUGUACAAUAUUUACGAGAUGAAAAAUGAUGGUACUGAGUGGUUCUUGAAAUACGAAGUGAAUGUUGAAGAUGUUGUGUUAGCAUAUCCUAGGAUAAUUCGACGUUACCUUGAGCCAACAGAUUUUCAUUACUAUGCCAUGGCUGUGGUUAAUGUUGUAAGAGGAGAGAAAGAGGAGGAUACUUUCUUGGUUUUGCAUAUUCCUGAAAUGGCCAUUCUACGUUACAAUUUGGCAGAUAAGUUAUUCCAUAUGCUCUGUGAUUUUGAUAGUGGCCAAGAUAAUGGUAUUCUUGAGGAAUUUGAUGAAGAACUUGCUGUGUGUCUUCAUUUUCAUAGCUCAAGCACUUACCAAUAUAUUGAAUCUACCUAUUAUUGGUAA